ACACACACGCACACACAGUUGGCUGUUGUUGGCUGUGAGUGGGGUGCUGUGGGGAGAGUGGGGCUCAGUGUGACCAGGCAGAGGCCAGCGUCGCAGGCAGGCAGGCAGUGGAGAGAGUGCUGUGCCACAGAGACGUGCCCAGGGUGGAUAAACCAUGCUCACUGAGCGGGAGAAACACUCUGCCCAGGACACAAGAUGAAGGUAAAGAGGAAGCCCUCCUCCAAAUUCAGCAACUUCAGGGACAUUCCUCCACUGUUGACGCUCUUCGGCCUCUACCUCCUCCUCGUCCUCUUCACGGGUGAGGCACUUGGCGUGAACGUGACCAGCCAGACCCAAGUGGUGAGGGGCACGGUGGGCAGAGAGGCCCUCUUGUCGGUCAGCUACUCCAGCAGCAGCGCUGACAAGCCUGUCAUCAAGUGGCAGGUCAAGAAGGACAAAGUAAAGCCUGUCACCGUCGUUCAGUCAAUCGGCACAGAGAUCAUCGGAAACCUGAGGCCUGAGUAUCGCCACCGAAUCCAGGUGUUCGAGAAUGGCUCCCUGCUGCUCCACAACCUGCAGCUAUCAGAUGAAGGGACGUACGAGGUCGAAAUCUCCAUCACAGACGACACAUUCACCGGAGAGCACUACAUUGAGCUGACUGUGGAUGUUCCUGUGUCAAAACCUUACAUCCAGAUGAUGGCUUCUUCCGUCCUGGAGUACAGCGAGCAUUUCCACCUCCACUGCUCCCACGAUAACGGCACAAAGCCCACAUACAGUUGGCUAAAAGGAGGGAAGGUGCUGACCAAUGACUCACGCCUUCUGCUUUCACACGACCAGAAGGUGUUGACCAUCUCACGCGUCCUGAUGUCCGAUGACGACAUCUAUGCCUGCACAGUAGAGAACUCCAUCAGCAGCAUGAAGAGCGUCCCAGUUCGGCUCACCGUCUACAGACGGAGCUCGUUAUACAUCAUCCUGUCCACCGGGGGCAUAUUCCUCCUAAUCACCCUGGUGACAGUGUGUGCUUGCUGGAAACCUUCCAAAAAGAAGCAUCGACCUGUUCCCCAAAGAGCUCCUAUCUACAUGGAGCAAAGUGAAAAUGGCCAUGAUGUUGAUGUGGUACCAAAGCCAAGUACGCUUGGCCGAAGGAGCCCCAUGCCUCUUUAUGUUCUCAACGAAGAUGAGACUCUGGAGCAUCUGGAAGAGUCCUCUGGCAACACUGCUGUCCAAUCAGAAAUUAAUAUCCCUGCCACCUAUGUUCCAGUCCUCCCCCCGACCACCAACAGAACUGAGCGACCGAUCUGGUCCACUCCCCGCCGGUACCCCCGCAGCCCGUCUCCGCUUGCACAGCCUCUCCCUCAGCCCCUCCCCGCUCCCCUGAUACGUCCUGUCUGCUCUCCGGCUCGCUCCCCGGCGAACUCUCCGGGAUCGUCCCCCCGCAGUUUCAGCCCGGUGAGGAGGGUCCGUCCUCCAGUGGGCAUCCCAGUCAGCCACCUGCCUGUGGAGGCAGAGUGCGCAGACCCCAGCGAUCAGACUCUCAACUCCUCACAGCACUGACAGCCGUUUGGAAAAUAGUUUUCACCCUGAGAUAUGUGAAAUGCAUGUUUAGUUUGGGUUCCACGUUCUAGGUUAACAAAUGGGUUCACUUCUUUUUUUUUCCUUUCUUUUUCUUUUUCCUCGUGUCGGUAUUUAUGAUGCACUUCUUUAUGGUUAUGCACAAACAUUUUUAAGAUUCUCUCUUAAAUACGGUUCAGUGUUCUGGUAUAUGCAGAUCUAUUUGUUUUCAUAUUGUGAGUUUUUGAUUUAGAAAAAAUAUAAUAAAAUACAAAACAAAG
This is a messenger RNA of Xiphophorus hellerii (green swordtail), 1811 nucleotides long. RefSeq names its product hepatic and glial cell adhesion molecule a (gene hepacama). The transcript is spliced from 7 exons. The coding region runs from base 196 to 1533 and encodes 445 amino acids. NCBI's taxonomy places the organism in Eukaryota, Metazoa, Chordata, Actinopteri, Cyprinodontiformes, Poeciliidae. The record is from RefSeq and is a predicted model, not a curated record.